CCCCUACUGCCGGCGGAGGGCAUUCCCCCUGCCCCUCGCGGCAGAGCAAGAAAGGGUGAGGCGAAGUCGGGCGCAGCGGAGCGCCCUCGGGUCCCUCUGAGGGCUGGGGAGCUGCGACGGAGGCAGCCGCGUUUCAAGAGGCGCAGCAAGUGAACGAUGCACUGGGAGCCAAAGAUGCCUGAGCCUGGAAACAGCCGCUGACAGGAUGUUUGCUGUCCACCACCCCAAUGCUUCUCAGGCACCUGCCGUUCAUCUAGUGAACAGUUCCUCCUUGGGCCAUACAGAGCUGGUGAAGACUCCACCAAGUGCCUCUUCCCCUGCUGCCCCCAUCUUCUCUAUGACCUUGGGGGCAGUCUCCAAUAUCGUGGCCCUGGUGAUCCUAGUGCAGUCCUACACCCGCUUUCGGCGCCGCUCCAAGGCCACGUUCCUGCUUUUUGCCAGCAGCUUGGUUAUCACCGACCUAGCAGGUCAUGUCAUCCCAGGCUCCUUCGUGUUGCAACUUUAUGCCACGCAGCGUGGCUGGGCAGCCAUGGACCCCUCCAGAGCUCUCUGCCAGUUCUUUGGUGCUUCCAUGGUAUUCUUUGGACUAUGCCCACUCUUUCUGGGCUUCAUGAUGGCAGUGGAGCGCUGCAUGGGCAUCACCCGUCCUCUGCUGCAUGCUGCAGUGGUCACUCCAGGCCGAACAAAGCUUUCCUUGCUAGGGCUGUGGACAACUGCUCUUGCCAUUGCCCUGAUGCCUCUCUUCAGCUUUGGGAGCUACGUUGUCCAGGCACCGGACACUUGGUGUUUUAUCAAGGUGCGAGGGGCAGAAGCAUGGCCUGAGAUAGUUUUUGCCCUGCUCUUCUCUUUUUUGGGAUUGGCCUCCCUGGUGGCCUCUCUCGUCUGCAACACAUUCAGUGGACUCAUUCUGGUGCGAGCCCGUCUCCGUGGUCAGCGAAAAUGCGGUCGGCGGAGGGCCAAGGCUCAUGACAUUGAAAUGGUUGUGCAGCUUGUGGGCAUCAUGAUGGUCUCCUGUAUUUGCUGGAGUCCAUUAUUGGUCAUUGUCAUCUUAUCAGUGAGCAACUCUCAGGCCGCCCUGAAUUACGAUCAGCUGCUAUUCCUUGGUGUGCGGCUGGCCUCCUGGAACCAGAUCCUGGACCCUUGGGUGUACAUAUUGCUGCGGCGUGCAGUGCUGCGCAAGCUCCUGGCUCUGCUUCUGAGGCGCCCUGAUGUCAAAACAGCUCAUUUUGACCGCUGGGAGGCCAGCUCCUUCCAGAGCUCUGAGCGCAGUGUUGCUGCUGGUCGCAUCUAGUAUUGGGUGGAGCGAGCAAGCGUUGCCCUACUUGAAAGCACUUUGAACCUUCCUGGAGUUCAGAAUCCAGGUACCUUGGCUGCUGCUGGUGUAGGUGAUACAACAGAUAAAUUGGCAGUUGCAAAUCUUGGCACCAGGUAAGAGGUUCAAGAUUUUGGAGCAGCCUCCUGCCUGUUUGUGGCUUUCUUAUGAGAGAGUGUGAGUUGCAGGAUCUUCUUGGAAGACAUAUUAAUAAUGACAGUUCUUUGGGGGAGGGAGUCGGGGACGUCCACAGAUAAGGUAAGGGAGAGCAAAUAUAUCAUGAUGCCCAUGACUUCUUUUUGACCAAGUGGCUUCUAAUGGACCUCUAUGGAGGGGACCUUUGCUCACUGAUAAAGAACGCCUUAUACAUCCCUGAUACUUCCAAUAAAGCAGAACUGAGAAAGGCCUCUGUGUCUGCUCCUGGACAGUCAUCAGUAUCAAAAGGAGACAAUUCUUGACCCGGUAAAUGAAAGC
This is a messenger RNA of Candoia aspera, 1786 nucleotides long. RefSeq names its product prostaglandin E receptor 1 (gene PTGER1). Gene Ontology annotation, molecular function: thromboxane receptor activity; prostaglandin E receptor activity. Gene Ontology annotation, biological process: inflammatory response; adenylate cyclase-activating G protein-coupled receptor signaling pathway; positive regulation of cytosolic calcium ion concentration. NCBI's taxonomy places the organism in Eukaryota, Metazoa, Chordata, Lepidosauria, Squamata, Candoiidae. The coding region runs from base 206 to 1291 and encodes 361 amino acids. Gene Ontology annotation, cellular component: plasma membrane. The record is from RefSeq and is a predicted model, not a curated record. The transcript has 3 exons.